Miscanthus lutarioriparius is the source of this 1017-nucleotide messenger RNA. The record is from the annotation of a GenBank genome assembly. NCBI's taxonomy places the organism in Eukaryota, Viridiplantae, Streptophyta, Magnoliopsida, Poales, Poaceae.
AUGGAGGAAUCCGGCGCGCGGGGCGCUGGUGCCGGCACCGGGCGCAAGAAGCUGAAGCACCGCCUCGCGGCGAUCCUCUCGGUGUUCUCCCGGCGCGCGGGGGGCGGCGGCAGGAAGCGCCGCGACAACGAGGGCGAGGCGAAGCCGCCGCCGCCAUUGGCAUUCCCGUCCUACUCCCGCCUCGGCAGCGGCAAGAAGCAGCCCGGGGGUGGGGGUGGGAAUGGGAAUGGGAUCGUCGACCGCCGCCUGUCCCUCUCCGCGCCGCGGGUCCACAUCACCAUCGACUGCGCGGGCCGCCGCUCCGUCGACGCGGCCGACCCGUCCCUCCUCGCGCUCGACGCCGCGGACGCCGGCAGGAAGGCGGAGCGGCGGUCCACGGCCGCCGGCGGGCUGCCGCACGAGACCGGCGGCGAGUGGGAGGGCCGCAAGUGCCCGCCGUCGUCCCCGUUCGUGGCGCACCUGCCGCCGCUGCCGCCGGUGGCGAGGUGGAAGGAGCGGGCCAGCACCAACACCAACAGCGCCUUGCGCCGGCUGGUCAGCAGCUCGUCCUCCGACGACGAGUACGACGAGGACUCGAGGAACCUCUUCUCGUCGCGGAGCUUCUCGUCCGACUCGUCCGACUUCUACAACUGCCCGCGCAAGAACACCACCACCACCAGGGCGCGCGCGUCCGUCUCGGGCCCGUGCCGCGCGCCGCCGGCACCGGCCUCCGCCGCGCGGCGCCGCGGCGCGUCGCAGAGCUGCCGGUACAGCUUCGAGCUCCCGCGUGGCUCCACGGCGUCCGCCGCGACGGACGGCGGCUUCGCGGUGGUGAAGCGCUCCGCCGACCCGUACGAGGACUUCCGCAAGUCCAUGCAAGAGAUGAUCGCCGCCGAGUGGCCCGCUGCCGGCGGGGACGGCGAGGGGGACCACAGCGCGGAGCGGCUGCUGGAGACGUACCUCGUGCUCAACUCGCCGCGGCACUACCCGGCGAUCCUCGCGGCGUUCGCCGACGUGCGGGAUACGCUCUUUCCAUGA